AUCGAAUCUUCUGGAAGCGCCUUCCCACUCCAUCUUAAAACCCUAGCAACAUACUUCACUCCUUGCAAGAACACGAUUUUAGCACCUACCUCUUAUCUACAACAACUACAAGCAGCUACCAUGGCGUCUGCUAAUGCAAUUUCUACAGCUUCUAUAAUCUACUCCCCUAAACAGGGGAGUUUGAGAAAUGGUAAUGGAGGUAUUAGUCAGUUGCGGACUGGUCAGACGAUGAAGCAAUCGCAUCGCCGGUUCGCCGUUCGAGCUGCUGCUAAAGAUAUUGCAUUUGAUCAGAGUUCUAGGUCGGCUAUGCAGGCCGGUAUCGAUAAGCUUGCCGAUGCUGUUGGUCUUACUCUUGGCCCUAGAGGGAGGAAUGUUGUCUUGGACGAAUAUGGUUCCCCAAAGGUGGUUAAUGAUGGGGUUACAAUUGCCAGAGCUAUUGAGCUACCUGAUGCUAUGGAAAAUGCUGGCGCUGCUCUAAUCAGAGAGGUUGCAAGUAAAACCAAUGACUCGGCUGGUGAUGGUACAACAACUGCAUCUGUUCUUGCACGUGAAAUUAUCAAACUCGGUCUCCUGAGUGUAACUUCUGGUGCCAACCCGGUCUCAAUAAAGAAAGGUAUUGACAAGACAGUACAUGCUCUGAUCGAGGAGCUGGAGAAGAGAGCUAGACCAGUAAAAGGUCGUGAUGAUAUCAAAGCCAUUGCCUCAAUUUCUGCUGGAAAUGAUGAUGUUAUUGGGUCCAUGAUUGCUGAUGCCAUCGACAAGGUUGGAGCAGACGGUGUGCUAUCUAUUGAAUCAUCCUCCUCCUUUGAGACGACUGUUGAUGUUGAAGAAGGAAUGGAGAUUGACAGAGGAUAUAUCUCCCCACAAUUUGUUACAAACUCGGAAAAAUUGAUAGUUGAAUUUGAGAAUGCUCGAGUGUUGGUUACUGACCAAAAAAUAUCUUCCAUAAAAGACAUAAUUCCCUUGUUGGAAAAAACCACUCAAUUGAGAGCUCCUUUGCUAAUUAUUGCGGAGGAUGUUAGCGGGGAGGCUUUGGCCACUCUUGUCGUAAACAAGCUGCGAGGUAUCCUUAAUGUUGCUGCCAUCAAGGCCCCUGGUUUUGGUGAGAGGAGAAAAGCCCUGCUUCAAGAUAUUGCUAUCAUGACAGGAGCCGAGUACCAAGCCACAGACUUGGGUUUACUUGUUGAAAAUACCUCUGUGGAGCAGCUUGGCAUAGCCAGGAAGAUCACGAUCAGCAAGGACUCUACGACCAUCAUUGCUGAUGCUGCAUCAAAGGACGAGAUACAGUCUAGGAUUUCCCAGAUCAAGAAGGAGUUGUUCGAGACAGAUUCUGUCUAUGACUCUGAGAAACUUGCUGAGCGUAUUGCAAAGUUGUCUGGUGGGGUUGCUGUUAUAAAGGUGGGUGCUGCAACUGAAACAGAGUUGGAGGACCGCAAGCUUCGUAUUGAGGAUGCUAAAAAUGCAACAUUUGCUGCCAUAGAGGAAGGAAUAGUACCUGGAGGUGGUGCUGCAUUCGUCCAUCUCUCAACCUUAGUUCCUCUUAUCAAGGAGAAGCUCGAUGAUGCAGAUGAACGUCUAGGAGCUGAUAUUAUCCAAAAGGCACUGGUGGCACCAGCAUCGUUGAUAGCACAAAAUGCUGGAAUUGAAGGGGAGGUGGUUGUGGAGAAGGUAAAGGCGAGCGAAUGGGAGAUGGGUUACAAUGCAAUGACAGACAAGUACGAGAAUUUGGUAGAGGCUGGAGUUAUCGAUCCGGCAAAGGUGACGAGAUGUGCGCUGCAAAAUUCAGCUUCGGUUGCUGGAAUGGUCCUGACCACACAGGCUAUUGUUGUGGAAAAGGCCAAACCCAGGUCAGGUGUGGCUGGUGCACCCCAAGGUAUGACGGUAUAAUGACCAAGAUUGAGUGGGGUUGAUUACGAAUUUAGGUAGAAUAAAUAUGAUGGUGGCGUGGACGUAAGGUGUAGGCAGCGAGACUUGAUGGGGUCUGUUUUUGUAGUAUUGAGCUGAAUGGUAUCUGGUAGAUGGAGAUUGCAAUUCUUAUGUGAACAUGGUUUUCAAAGCAUAAUUGAAGAUGAGCCUUUUUCUUUCAAGUCUUGUUGUUGGUUUUAAUCCUUUUGGUGCAUCAUGGAAUGUAACUAAUACAUAUCAUUCUUUUUCA
This is a messenger RNA of Cynara cardunculus var. scolymus (artichoke), 2155 nucleotides long. RefSeq names its product ruBisCO large subunit-binding protein subunit alpha-like. The coding region runs from base 121 to 1887 and encodes 588 amino acids. The record is from RefSeq and is a predicted model, not a curated record. Gene Ontology annotation, biological process: protein refolding. The transcript has 8 exons. Gene Ontology annotation, molecular function: ATP binding; ATP-dependent protein folding chaperone. NCBI's taxonomy places the organism in Eukaryota, Viridiplantae, Streptophyta, Magnoliopsida, Asterales, Asteraceae.